AUGUUCGUCGUGGCCGGUGAUGAUUCUAAAACGCGUGUGGACAUAGUCGAACUUAAAGAACAUCCAUUUUUCAUUGGAACACAGUUUCGUCCUGAGUAUACGAGUCAACCACUCCAUCCAGCCCCCUUAUUUUUAGGGCUUAUUUUGGCAUCUGCUGGAUCAUUAGUGUUGAGUUCACUUUACAUGAAUCAGGUGACGGAAGAAUGUGCGAUAGUAAUCAAG
Molecule: messenger RNA, 222 nt
Organism: Paraglomus occultum
Lineage: Eukaryota; Fungi; Glomeromycota; Glomeromycetes; Paraglomerales; Paraglomeraceae
Source: the annotation of a GenBank genome assembly